UCUCCUGGAAAACCACCACUGGAGCUGGGGACGAGCAAAGUCAACGCCUCCCAGGUUUGCGCGCCGCACAAUCGUUUCGUCAAAAUGAGCAGAGAACUUCUCCGCUCGUCAACCAUUUCGAAGGCUUGCCUUCAAUGCCAGUUUCGGUCGUUUCUUCCUCGAACGUUCACUAGUCCUUUCUCCUCCACUUCCCGCCGACGCGCCGAAAACGAUGCCGCAAGUUCUACUGCUACAGCAAACAAGGCUGCCGACCAGAGUACAAAGAAGACUUCAGCUUCAGAUGCGACUUCUGAUUUAGCGGAUUUGUCGAAAUUUUUUGGCAUUGGCGGCGCCAAACGCAUCGGCGGCCAGAGUCAGAAUUCCUUUUCGUCGCUCACUUCUUCCACAUUCAACUACGAUACAUCUCCUCUCAACCCUGCGAAUCGGGCUCUUCCAGAGCAUCAGCCUCCUCAUCAUUUCCAUAUUUUUGCUACGAAACAUAAUACCCAUAUCACUCUUACGAAGCCAAACCGCGACGCCAUCCUAUCAGUCUCCUGCGGCAAUCUGGGGUUCAGAAAGGCGAACCGCGGAAAUUACGACUCAGCUUAUCAGCUUGCAGCAUUCGUUUUGAAGCAGAUCCAAGAACGUGGCCUGUUGAGCGAUAUCAAGAAACUCGAAGUCGUUCUAAGAAAUUUUGGCCCUGGCAGAGAAGCCGUGACCAAGGCAUUGAUGGGUAACGAAGGAAGGCUUUUGCGAGGGAAGAUUGUUCGCAUUACCGAUGCGACCAGGCUGAAAUUUGGAGGUACAAGAAGCCCUAAGCCGCGGCGCUUGGGCUAGUUCUCUGGUUUACCGGAGUAUUUGAAAAGGCACUGGAUGUCUCGAAUUUCUCGAGCCUUUAAGCGCUUCAUUUGGCGGAAGUUCAGUUUUCUUCUACCUGCCCAGACCAUAUCAAAAUCCUUGGCGUCAGUUGCCAGGCAGAGAUUCCGUCGAUGGCAUGGCACUAGUCUAAUUUUAAGUCGCAUGUAUACUGAAAUCACCGGAGUUUAAUCAAAGACGUUUUCUUCAAAUAUGUCAUUUCGUGAUUGAUUUGCGAAAUAAAACGACCUAGCAAAACCAUCGCAUGCUACGAAAUUGGACGAAGUGGUAUAAAGGGGGAAAUAUAAACAAUUGCUGCGCCCAUAGACUGAUCGUGAACACAAUGGGAUAUCUCAACCGAAUAGAGCCUUCAACGUAUACUGGCCAGCAAAACUCGCAAAGCAACCCAGGGGACCCUGAAAAAAAAAAAAAAAAAAAAAAAAAAAAAAAAA
Molecule: messenger RNA, 1286 nt
Organism: Xylona heveae TC161
Lineage: Eukaryota; Fungi; Ascomycota; Xylonomycetes; Xylonales; Xylonaceae
Product: translational machinery component
Exons: 1
Coding region: 85-816 (243 amino acids)
Biological process (GO): translation; ribosomal small subunit assembly; maturation of SSU-rRNA from tricistronic rRNA transcript (SSU-rRNA, 5.8S rRNA, LSU-rRNA)
Cellular component (GO): ribosome; mitochondrial small ribosomal subunit
Molecular function (GO): mRNA 5'-UTR binding; structural constituent of ribosome; small ribosomal subunit rRNA binding
Source: RefSeq, a predicted model, not a curated record